GACAACUAGAAAUACAACGCUUUAAUAUUUUUUAUACAUAAUUCAUCAUGGAGUGGACAAAGGCUACAUACAACGACCAGUACGAGAAGUGGGUUCCUUGGAUCGAGGAUGUCUAUCUUCGCUGGUUCACAAAGGACAACAAGGCUAGCUAUGCCACAAAGCAAAACCUUGACAAGACCAAAGUCACUGGCAUCGAACAAGUAGACACCCUCCAAGACGGCGUCCACAACCUCGCCACCAGCCAAGUCGGCCAAGGCGGCCUCCUCCAACCCGUCGGCGACCUAGCCUCCAAGGAAGGCAUCAACCGAGCCGAGAGACAGGGCAAGGACGAUGAUGGCGGCUACGUGAACAAGAACACUCCUGGUGCUGGUGCCAUGAACAGCACUGCCAACGCCGUCGUCGGCGGUGGAAAGGGUGCUGCCCAGGGGUUGGGAGAUGUUGGAAAGGGUGUUGGCAACACUGUUGGAGGACUACUCGGCGGUGCCAAGAAGGAGUAAAUACCUUUGAGAAAGAACAUGUGCUUUUGUUAUCGGUGUUUUGGGAAUGGGCUUGCUUGGAUGGCUAUACCUUUGGGUUGACGGGCUUGGGUAAUGGGAUCAGGCCAGUUAAUGGAGGAACAACUGUGCUACAUGAAUGUUUAAUCACGAAUAUACACAGAUAUUACUAGCGAAAUACCAUGAGUAAACUAAA
Molecule: messenger RNA, 690 nt
Organism: Fusarium graminearum PH-1
Lineage: Eukaryota; Fungi; Ascomycota; Sordariomycetes; Hypocreales; Nectriaceae
Exons: 2
Coding region: 48-497 (149 amino acids)
Source: RefSeq, a predicted model, not a curated record